This is a messenger RNA of Clarias gariepinus (North African catfish), 1906 nucleotides long. Its product is annotated as solute carrier family 35 member F4. Gene Ontology annotation, cellular component: membrane. The transcript has 7 exons. NCBI's taxonomy places the organism in Eukaryota, Metazoa, Chordata, Actinopteri, Siluriformes, Clariidae. The coding region runs from base 83 to 1252 and encodes 389 amino acids. The record is from RefSeq and is a predicted model, not a curated record. Gene Ontology annotation, molecular function: transmembrane transporter activity. Gene Ontology annotation, biological process: transmembrane transport.
GGCACGCAGGCCUCCUCUCAUUUACAACAGACUCACACCAGGAUCUCUCAGACGUUAGAGGAGAAAACAAAUACCCAGAGUCAUGAACAAACUCUCAGCGAAGGUGGCUCCAUGCUCCACACCUCCUCCUGCUGCGCUGCACACACCCUCCACCCCAGAUGCUGACAUGAGCACUGAGGAGUGUGCGUCGGUGCAGGAGUCGGGGCCGAUUGAGCGUCCGUGCCGGUGUCGGCUCAAGGUGAUGUUGCGGUUAGCAGUGGGUGUGGUGCUGGGUGUCGGCAUGGCGACAACGUGGGUGUGGGCAGCUCACAGUGCUAAACAAACUCUCACACACUUCAACGCUCCAUUUUUCAUCUUCUGGUUCUACAGCAUCUGGAACCUGCUGAUGUUCCCUCUGUAUUAUAUCGGAUCCCUGCUGACUAACAGACACAGAGACACGCCCUCUGCCCGGUUCAGGAGGAGUGUGAAGUUCCUGGGCGAUGUGGAGGUGACAGUGAGGGUGUUGUUGAGGUUCUCCGCACCGUUCUCUGUGCUCUGGAGUGUGUCGGGGUUCCUGUUCCUGCGCGCUCUCAGCAGGACGUCAGUGACGGACUGCAGCGCUGUGAUGUGCUGUAACUCUGCCUUCACCUUCCUGCUUACCUGGAUCUGCCUGAAAGAGCGCUUCCUGGGAAUCAGGGUGGUAGCGGUGAUCGUCUCCAUUACAGGCAUCGUGAUGUUAGCGUACUCUGAUGGUUUCUACAGCGACUCGAUCAGAGGCGUGGCUCUGGGGGUCGGAUCAGCCUCCUGCUCGGCUCUGUAUAAUGUGUUGUACAGGAAGCGCAUGGGGACGCUUGAGCCCGGCCCUGCGAGUGUGUUGUUGUGCUGUGUGGGUGUGUGUACGAUUGUGCUGCAGUCCUGGGUGUGUGUGCUGCUGUACGUCACUCAUGUGGAGUUCUGGCCUCCGUCUCAGCCCGUGCCAUGGAACACACUCUGCACCACAGCAUCACUACUGCUCGGGUUUAAUACAAUAGUGUACAUGGGAGGAGUGUGCACGUACCCUGCGCUCAUCUCACUCGGGGUUCUGCUCACGGUUCCAGCCAGCGCAGCAGUGGAUGUGUGGGUGCUGGAGGCUCCGCCCCUCAGUGACAUGCGCUUGGGAGCGAUGGGUUUGAUCUCUGCUGCGUUCAUGCUGCUGCUGUUUCCGGAGGAUUGGGACGAGAAAACUCUGCAGUGGAUCAGUUCAGUGUGGAGUCGAAAAACACUCAACACCUAACACUUCCCCUUAACGCUCAUCGACACUUCCCCUUAACGCUCAUCGACACUUCCCCUUAACACUCAUCAACACUUCCCCUUAACACUCAUGUACACUUCCCCUUAACACUCAUGUACACUUCCCCUUAACACUCAUGUACACUUCCCCUUAACGCUCAUCGACACUUCCCCUUAACACUCAUGUACACUUCCCCUUAACACUCAUCAACACUUCCCCUUAACACUCAUGUACACUUCCCCUUAACGCUCAUCGACACUUCCCCUUAACACUCAUGUACACUUCCCCUUAACACUCAUGUACACUUCCCCUUAACACUCAUCAACACUUCCCCUUAACACUCAUGUACACUUCCCCUUAACGCUCAUCGACACUUCCCCUUAACACUCAUGUACACUUCCCCUUAACACUCAUGUACACUUCCUCUCAAUGUGCAUUAACACUUAAUUCAAUUCAAUUUUAUUUGUAUAGCGCUUUUAACAAUUGGCAUUGUCCCAAAGCAGCUUUACACAAUCAAAAGAAUUAUUUAAGUAUAUAUUAUUUGUAUGGAAUUUGAAUGUGUAUGAACACUUAAUCACUUUUUAUUCUUCAUGACCAAAUGGCUUCUGGUUUUCACCUGUUUCUGUUUAACUACAAAUAAAAAUGUUUAUUUUAUAA